GAUUUAAUGCCUCAAAUUGUUCGGUUGAAAUUCAAGUUAGAAGACACUCCCAGCAUAAAAUUGAUGUUGGGAACUCUUUGACUAUAAACUGUCCAGUUCGUUACUGCGACAAAAAGCCAACCAUGCAGUGGUGCAAGAUGGAAGUGGAUACAUGCGUGCAGCUGAAGGAUGCCAAAGCAGAAUGGAAUGGCAGGGUGUUUACUCUGGAGUUUUUCUCAGUUCAUUGGAAUGAUAGUGGAUCUUAUCGUUGUGAAGCAAUAGAGGACAAAUUUCACAGUUCGAGCCAUGGAAUAGAGGUUAUUGUUGAAGAAAGGUCUGCAAACUUUAUCACAAAUUCACCAGAAAAUACUACUAACAUCUCAGAAGAGUCCCGGGAAUCUGGAAAUAACAAGAUAUUGUACAUUAUUUAUGCUUUAGCGUCCGUGGGUCUUUGUUGUCCAUUCAUCAUUAUAUGCACAUUUCGGCGUCUAAGGAGGUACCACACAAAGCGAAAGAGAACUCCAUUAACCCAGCAAAGGCAAGAGAGCCUGGUCAGAAGUCCAGCAACUGCUCCAUCCCAUGCUGCUGGGACAGCUCAGUCUUCAGAAGAAAGCUCCUCACUUUACUAUUGCUCCAUGACUAGCCCACUGAAGGCCUUGCACAGCAAUGCCAUUUAUGACAAUCAUGUUCCUCCCUGGAAUGCUCAGAAGGCAGCACCUAAUGCAACUCACAAUGAUCCUGUUAGGCCUUCCACCCCAGCUUUACUUGAAAGCCCAGAUGUCCUCACAUACGCUACACUAAAUUAUUCUGCUUCUGCAGAAAGAUGCCAGAGAAGGGAACUAGUUGUAGAACAUGAGUUUACAGAAUAUGCCUCCAUUAAUGUAAAUAAAUAA
Messenger RNA from Apaloderma vittatum (bar-tailed trogon), 872 nucleotides. It is a transcript of the gene BTLA, whose product is annotated as B and T lymphocyte associated. Gene Ontology annotation, biological process: immune response-regulating cell surface receptor signaling pathway. Gene Ontology annotation, cellular component: plasma membrane. Gene Ontology annotation, molecular function: signaling receptor activity. The record is from RefSeq and is a predicted model, not a curated record. NCBI's taxonomy places the organism in Eukaryota, Metazoa, Chordata, Aves, Trogoniformes, Trogonidae. The annotation marks the transcript as partial. The transcript has 5 exons.